AUGAAGACUGUAAAUACCGGUCCACCUGGAAAUAAAAAACCGUCAUCGUUAUUCAAAGUAGUCAUCAACAACGGAAACCGUUCACGAAUCAUGACAAUCUCGCGAGGACGGACGACUCUUCCUAACCUACGCUACCGUAACGCACAUGAAACCACUGCACAUCUCGAGGUGGUGAUGCUUUCCGGGACAACCAUUACAAUCGACACAGCUAAGUUUGAAGACGAGAUAACCAACAUUGCGGACAUUCCUGUAGUGAACAUUGAAGAUGUCGUGAAUACUGAUGGAAAGAUGUAUGUUGAAGGGUAUCUCAAACAACCUUUUGCAAAGGUAACGGCGUAUGGUGGCAUUCAUGGAGGGGGUGUCAUUGUCAGCGAAAAGUUCAAAUUACAAAUCAAAGUCAUCCGUUACGACGAGAGGAAAGAAUUCAAGAAAGGAUGCUUUCUACGUAUUUUGGGGAGAGUUACUUUACAUGCUGAAGGUGCUCCUAUACUAACAGUUCAAUCAACAGAAGACAUUACCCUCAUGGACAAAACUACACCAUUGACUGAAAAAGAUCUCCGCACCAAAGGUUUCCAGACACCUAAACGCAAACAUGAAGGAUCCACGGAUGAGUGUUCAAACAAAAGAUCACCCUUCGACUCAUAA
Molecule: messenger RNA, 645 nt
Organism: Microplitis mediator
Lineage: Eukaryota; Metazoa; Arthropoda; Insecta; Hymenoptera; Braconidae
Exons: 4
Coding region: 1-645 (214 amino acids)
Source: RefSeq, a predicted model, not a curated record